Messenger RNA from Biomphalaria glabrata, 1146 nucleotides. RefSeq lists its product as uncharacterized. The coding region runs from base 272 to 793 and encodes 173 amino acids. The transcript has 5 exons. The record is from RefSeq and is a predicted model, not a curated record. NCBI's taxonomy places the organism in Eukaryota, Metazoa, Mollusca, Gastropoda, Planorbidae.
UCCAUGGGUCGAUUCUCUCCCGCCGUCAGCUUAUAAAAAGCCCAUGGUGCCAACUCGCAGUGGCUUAAUGUAACUGGUGGCAGCGUGCGGCCCGCUUCGUCUCAGUGGUGAGCCCCUUGACGUCACACAGGACCAAGUUACUCAAGCAUACAACACCAUACCCUCCCCCUGUGAAGCGAAAUUCUGCAUCGUGACGUCGUAGGCGCUCUUUGAGUUACAUCUCUUGUUAAAAGAGCGCCAACAGAUCCUCAAAGGUUCCAACAACGACAGCAUGUUAGCUCAAAGGAUGGUGCGGCUGACCGCCAUGUUUAUUUUCCUAGCCUCCAUUGUCAACGUCAGUUCCGGCUACUGGAGGCGGUGGUACGAGGAUGACCCUCCACUCUACUGGAGCAGACGAGGGAGGCGUUAUAAGGAUGCAGACGUGGAGGUGGGUAAGGAAAUAGUGCCGCCGCUGAAAGGAUUACGUCACACCAUGUGGACGGGCUACAGGCCUAGUUGUGCUGCCAGUGGCCAGCCCUGCAGUCCAGAAACCCAGUGCUGCUAUGCUGGAGACACUUGCUUGACCCACACGGACAGCAACUAUGUGGUUAGCACAUUUUGUAAGGACAUCCGAAACCAACAAUACCUGGGACCAAGGCUUCCUAAAGAGGCGCCAUGCCAGGAUAGCGGCCAGUGUAUAGACGGAUGCUGCCGAGAGUACAGGGGCGCCCGUGUCAGUAAAGUGACAGUGUGCGGCACUCCAUCUGACAGUCAUAUGCCACAGUACACCUGUGUGUCAUCUUCACCUUUUUAAACAUCGAGUAAACUCAAAGACCAAGAAAAUAAAACUCAAAGCACUUUCUGGGCUAAUCAUUCUACCAAAAGUAUCUCUUCUCUUUAUAGUUUCCAAUACAAAAUUAAAAACAUAAUUUGGAAGUAGUAGAUACAUUUUUUAAAAAAGAAUUUUAAAAAUAUUAUUCCUAAAAGUAAAGAAAUAUUUGCGUGUAAAAAAAUGUAUACUUUUGGUUCUGUUUGAUGAAAUAUAAGCAGAAGUGAGUUUCAUGCUGACUCUUUUAGUUCAAUUUUAACAAUUUGAGAAUAUUUUCUGUGUGUAUUUCGUUUCGGUGGAGCAGACUAUUAUAAUAAACAUUUUUGUUUCAUUCCUUA